Molecule: messenger RNA, 4415 nt
Organism: Porites evermanni
Lineage: Eukaryota; Metazoa; Cnidaria; Anthozoa; Scleractinia; Poritidae
Source: the annotation of a GenBank genome assembly
CUUGUCACCAUUGUCACCGUUGUCACUGUUGUUACUGUUGUCACCGUUGUCACCGUUGUCCCUGUUUUUACUGGUUUGACUGUUGUCACCGUUGUCACUGUUGUUACUGUUUUCACAGUUGUCACUGUUGUCACCGUUCUCACUGUUGUCACCAUUGUCACUGUUGUCACUGUUGUCAUCGUUGUCACCGUUGUCACUGUUGUCUAUGUUGUCACCGUUGUCACUGUUAUCACCGUUGUCACCGUUGUCACCGUUGUCACUGUUGUCACUGGUGUGACUGUUGUCACCGUUGUCACUGUUGUUACUGUUGUCACCGUUGUCACUGUUGUCACCGUUGUCACCAUUGUCACUGUUGUCACUGUUGUCUUCGUUGUCACCGUUGUCACGGUUGUGACCGUUAUCACUGUUUUCACCGUUGUCACUGUUGUCACCGUUGUCACCGUUGUCACUGUUGUCACCGUUGUCACCGUUGUCACUGUUGUCACUGUUGUCACAGCUAUUGUCACCAUUUUCACUCUUGCGACCGUUGUCACAGAUGUCACCGUUUUCACUCUUGGCACCAUUGUCACCGUUGUCACUGUUGUUACUGUUGUCACCGUUGUCACUGUUGUCAGCAUUGUCACCGUUGUCACCGUUGUCACCGUUGUCACUGUUGUCACCGUUUGCACCCUUGUCACUGUUGUCAUUGUUGUCACUGUUGUCACCGAUAUCACUGUUGUCACCGUUGUCACAAUGGUCACUGUUGUCACCGUUGCCACUGUUGUCACCGUUGUCACUGUUGUCACUGUUGUUACUGUUGUCACCGUUGUCACUGUUGUCACCGUUGUCACUGUUGUCACCAUUUUCACUGUUGUCACUGUUGUCAUUGUUGUCAACGUUGUCACUGUUGUCUGUGUUGUCACCGUUGUCACUGUUGUCACUGUUGUCAUUGUUUUCACCAUUGUCACUGUUGUCGCCGUUGUCACUGUUGUCACUGUUGUCACUGUUGUCACCGUUGUCACUGUUGUCACCGUUGUCACCGUUGUCAGCGUUGUCACUGUUGUCACUUUUGUCACUGUUGUCACUGUUGUCACAGCUAUUGUCACCGUUGUCACUGUUGUCACCGUUGUCACUGUUGUCACUGUUGUCACCAUUGUCACCGUUGUCACUGUUGUCCCUGUUGUCACCGCUGUCUCCGUUGUCACCAUUGUCACCAUUGUCACCGUUGUCACUGUUGUCACUGUUGUCACUGUUGUCACUGUUGUCACCGUUGUCACUGUUGUCACUGUUGUCACCGUUGUCACUGUUGUCACUGUUGUCACCGUUGUCACUGUUGUCACUGUUGUCACCGUUGUCACUGUUGUCACUGUUGUCACCGUUGUCACUGUUGUCACUGUUGUCACCGUUGUCACUGUUGUCACUGUUGUCACCGUUGUCACUGUUGUCACUGUUGUCACCGUUGUCACUGUUGUCACUGUUGUCACCGUUGUCACUGUUGUCACUGUUGUCACCGUUGUCACUGUUGUCACUGUUGUCACCGUUGUCACUGUUGUCACUGUUGUCACCGUUGUCACUGUUGUCACUGUUGUCACCGUUGUCACUGUUGUCACUGUUGUCACCGUUGUCACUGUUGUCACUGUUGUCACCGUUGUCACUGUUGUCACUGUUGUCACCGUUGUCACUGUUGUCACUGUUGUCACCGUUGUCACUGUUGUCACUGUUGUCACCGUUGUCACUGUUGUCACUGUUGUCACCGUUGUCACUGUUGUCACUGUUGUCACCGUUGUCACUGUUGUCACUGUUGUCACCGUUGUCACUGUUGUCACUGUUGUCACCGUUGUCACUGUUGUCACUGUUGUCACCGUUGUCACUGUUGUCACUGUUGUCACCGUUGUCACUGUUGUCACUGUUGUCACCGUUGUCACUGUUGUCACUGUUGUCACCGUUGUCACUGUUGUCACUGUUGUCACUGUUGUCACCGUUGUCACUGUUGUCACUGUUGUCACUGUUGUCACCGUUGUCACUGUUGUCACUGUUGUCACUGUUGUCACCGUUGUCACUGUUGUCACUGUUGUCACUGUUGUCACCGUUGUCACUGUUGUCACUGUUGUCACUGUUGUCACCGUUGUCACUGUUGUCACUGUUGUCACUGUUGUCACCGUUGUCACUGUUGUCACUGUUGUCACUGUUGUCACCGUUGUCACUGUUGUCACUGUUGUCACUGUUGUCACCGUUGUCACUGUUGUCACUGUUGUCACUGUUGUCACCGUUGUCACUGUUGUCACUGUUGUCACUGUUGUCACCGUUGUCACUGUUGUCACUGUUGUCACUGUUGUCACCGUUGUCACUGUUGUCACUGUUGUCACUGUUGUCACCGUUGUCACUGUUGUCACUGUUGUCACUGUUGUCACCGUUGUCACUGUUGUCACUGUUGUCACUGUUGUCACCGUUGUCACUGUUGUCACUGUUGUCACUGUUGUCACCGUUGUCACUGUUGUCACUGUUGUCACCGUUGUCACUGUUGUCACUGUUGUCACCGUUGUCACUGUUGUCACUGUUGUCACCGUUGUCACCGUUGUCACUGUUGUCACUGUUGUCACCGUUGUCACCGUUGUCACCGUUGUCACUGUUGUCACCGUUGUCACCGUUGUCACCGUUGUCACUGUUGUCACUGUUGUCACCGUUGUCACCGUUGUCACCGUUGUCACCGUUGUCACCGUUGUCACCGUUGUCACCAUUGUCACGGUUGUCACUGUUGUCACCGUUGUCACUGUUGUCACUGUUGUCACUGUUGUCACCGAUAUCACUGUUGUCACCUUUGUCACAAUGGUCACUUUUGUCACCGUUGUCAAUCUUGACACUGUUCUCACCAUUGUCACCGUUGUCACCGUUGUCAAAGUUUUCACUGCUGUCACUGUUGUCACCAUUGUCACUGUUGUCACUGUUGUCACCGUUCUCACUGUUGUCACAGCUGUUUUUACCGUUGUCAUUGUUGUCACCGUUAUCACUGUUGUCACCCUUGUCACCAUUGUCACUGUUGUCACCGUUGUCACCGUUGCCACCGUUGUUACUGUUGUCACUGUUGUCAGCAUUGUCACCAUGUUCACCAUUGUCACUAUUGCCAUCGUUGUCACAGUUCUCACCGUUGUCACUGUUGUCACCAUUGUCACCGUUGUCACCGUUGUCAGCCUUGUCACUGUUGUCAUUGUUGUCACCGUUGUCACUGGUGUGACUGUUGUCACCGUUGUCACAGUUGUCACUGUUGUCACUGUUGUCACCGUUGUCACUGUUGCCACCGUUGUCACCGUUGUCACUGUUGUCAGCGUUGUCUCCAUGUUCACCAUUGUCAGUAUUGCCACCGUUGUCACAGUUCUCACCGUUGUCACUGUUGUCACCAUUGUCUCCGUUGUCAGCGUUGGCAGCGUUGUCACUGUUUUCACUGUUGUCACCGUUGUCACUGGUGUGACUGUUGUCACCGUUGUCACAGUUGUCACUGUUGUCACCGUUGUCACCGUUGUCACUAUUGUAACUUUUGUCAACGUUGUCAUUGUUGUCACUGUUGUCACUGUUGUCAGCGUUGCCACCGUUGUCACCGUUGUCACUGUUGUCAGCGUUGUCAUCAUGGUCACCAUUGUCACCAUUGUCACUGUUGUCACCGUUGUCACCGUUGUCACCGUUGUAACUGUUGUCACCGUUCUCACCGUUGUCACCGUUGUCGCUGUUGUCACUGUUGUCACUGUUGUUGCAGUUGUCACCGUUGUCACUGUGACACUGGUUUGACUAUUGUCACUGUUGGCACCGUUGCCACUGUUGUCACUAUUGUCACCCAUGUCACCGUUGUCACUUUUGUUAGGGUUGUCAUUCUUGUCACCAUUGUCACUGUUGUCGCUGUUGUCACCGUUGUUAUUGUUGUCACCGUUGUCUUAGUUCUUACUGUUGUCACUGUUGUCACCGUUCUCACCGUUGUCACUAUUGUCAACGUUGUCACUGUUGUCACUGUUGUCACUGUUAUCACUGUUGUCACCGUUGUCACCGUUGUCACUGUUGUCACUCUAGUAACCGUUGUCACUGUUGUCACCGUUUUCACUGUUGUCACCGUUGUCAUUGUUUUCACUGUUGUCACUGUUGUCAAUGUUGUCACCGUUGUUACCGUUGUCUCUGUUGUCACUGUUGUCACCGUUGUGACUGUUGUCACCAUUGUCACCGUUGUCACUGUGGUCAUUGGUGUGACUGUUGUCACCGUUGUCACCGUUGACACCGUUGUCACUGUUGUCACCGUUGUCAUUGUUGUCACUGUUAUCACUGAUGUCACCGUUGUCACUGUUGUCACCGUUGUCACCAUUGUCACUGUUCUUACCGUUGUUACUGUUGUCACCAUUGUCACCGUUGUCACUGUUGUCACUGGUGUGACUGUUGUCACUGUUGUCACUGUUGUC